Molecule: messenger RNA, 969 nt
Organism: Gopherus flavomarginatus (Mexican gopher tortoise)
Lineage: Eukaryota; Metazoa; Chordata; Testudines; Testudinidae
Product: olfactory receptor 2G3-like
Exons: 1
Coding region: 1-969 (322 amino acids)
Biological process (GO): G protein-coupled receptor signaling pathway
Cellular component (GO): membrane
Molecular function (GO): G protein-coupled receptor activity; olfactory receptor activity
Source: RefSeq, a predicted model, not a curated record
AUGUAUGGCAAAAGGGCACGGAAAGAUGGAAACCAAAGCUCCUUGGGGGAAUUCAUCCUGCUAGGGGUGUCUGACUGGCCACAGUUGGAGCUGCUGCUCUUUGUGCACAUUUUAAUGUCCUAUAACAUAACCUUGAUUGGAAACAUCACCAUCAUUGUGGUCUCCUGGCUAGACCCCCAUCUCCACACGCCCAUGUAUUUCUUCCUCAGCAACCUCUCUUUCCUCGACCUCUGCUACACCAUCAGCUUUGGCCCCCAGAUGCUGCUGAAUUUCCAAAACACCCACAAAUCCAUCUCUUGGGCUGGCUGCAUGGCCCAGUUCUACAUCUCCCUCUCCCUGGGUUGCACCAAGUGUCUCCUGCUGGCCAUCAUAGCCUAUGACCGCUAUACCGCCAUCUACCAGCCACUUCUCUACAUAGCCAUCAUAAGCGUCUGCCUUUGCCUGCAGCUGGUGGCCACCGCCUGGUUGUGCAGCUUCAGCAAGUCCAUCCUGCAGGCCAUUCUGACCCUGAGGCUUCCCCGGUGUGGGCGUAACCAAAUCGAUAACCUGUUCUGCGAGGUGUGGGCCCUGCUCAAACUGGCAUAUGUCGACACCUCUGACAAUGAGGCUGAGGUCCUCGCCGGCUCAGUGAUUUUCCUAGUGGUUCGACUGGGCUUCAUCCUGAUGUCCUACAGCUACAUUGGCACCGCCGUGUUGAAGAUUUGCUCAGCGAAAGGCAGGUUCAAGGCUUUCAACACCUGUGCCUCCCACCUAGCCGUAGUGUCACUCGUUUAUGGCACAGCCAUUUCCACAUAUCUACAGCUGCCAUCCUUCUUCUACACCAUGAACCGGGGAAAGAUAUUAUCCCUCUUCUAUGCCACGGUGACCCCCAUGCUCAACCCCCUCAUCUACAUGUUGAGGAACAAGGAGGUGCACAGGGCGCUGCGGAGGGCACAUAUCUACAGCUGCCAUCCUUCUUCUACACCAUGA